GAAUGCACAUAGCUAAUCGCCUGACACCAUAAGAAGAGCACCUUUGACCCUGCUGAAUCUGCUCGCUUAACUGAAGGUUAAGCUUUCUUUCGCUUGCCAAAUUAUCUAAAAGAGUUCUAUACAUCAACAUCAAUAUAUGCCUUCAUUCGGCCUAAGAUAGCUCUUUUGUACAAGAAAUCUUUACUUUUUACGCCCAACCUAUACCCGGACGAUCACGGAUUUGGAGUAAUAAACAGCAGCUGAGUCCUGUCGCAUCACCAUUUACAACGGCAGUCGCCUCGUGCCCGUCGCCUACCACCCAGGGCAGCUAAUCAUCAACCCAUCCACCAUCCUGAGCCUCAAUCAUGAGCAAGCUGCUGGGGCCUAAGCGCGCCGCCGGCGUUGACAACACCGCGCGCCGCACAUGGGACAAAGAGGAAUUCCGUCAAAAGGCAGAGGAAAAGGAAAAGGCCGCCAAGGCCAAGGCAGGUGAUGAUGAGGACCGCGAGGAGACGCCAGCCGAGAUCCGCCGCCGCAAGCGCCUGGAGCGCGACCCACUUCACCAGGGCCUUAUCGUUGAGCGCUCCACCCUGCGCCAGCGCGACUACCAAGUCGACCUAACAUCCCGCCUGGGGAAGACCCAAGUCGUGGGCUUCAACACGCCGCUCAACCAGCAAGCCGGCUGGUUCUGCAACGUGUGCAACUGCGUGCUGCGCGACUCACAGAGCUACCUGGACCACAUCAACGGCAAGUGGCACAACCGCGCGCUGGGCAUGAGCAUGAAGGUCGAGAAGUCCACUCUGGAGCAGGUCAAGAACAAGUUUGAGGAGCUGAAGAACCGCAAGAGCCCGCCGCCGGAUGAGUACGUGCCUGAUGGGUUCGACGCGGCGGCCAGCGCGGAGGCUCGGGAGCGGGAGGAGAAGCGGGAGAAGCGGCGACGCAAGGCGGCGGAGGCGGCAACAGCGGGCGGGGCGGGAGGGUCAGGGGCGGCGGGUGGAGAGGCAGGUGGGGAGGAUGCGGAUGCGGAUAUGAUGGCGCUUAUGGGGUUUGGAGGAUUCGGGACGAGCAAGAAAUGAGGGCGUAGGGUACCAGGGUAAGGUACGAGGCUCGGGUCGUUGUGGUUGUGGGGUUAGGGGUAUGUGAUGUGGACGUGGACGUUGGGGUGUACACUGUAAAGGGACUGCAUGUGCAGCGGCGUAGGAGGGAGUCUGGUAGGGCGUCUGCUUGUUUGUUCAUCCAGAUGGCGAUGGGAUAACUGUUGUACAAAAGACACCACCGAUAUGUGGGACACGACUUGUACUGUGGUCGUGCAGUUUUAUCUCUUUCGCUGUGCGGAGGCGCUAGUGAUGAUGAUCUACGUGUGCUGCAGCAGCUGGCGCUAGGGCGCUCCCGCUGUGCACUGUUCUAGCCAUGGCAGUAUGCCGACUGGUGGUCAGGCCUGCAAUGGUUGUACGGGUAUGGAAAGGCCGCAGGCAAGCCGUGCGUGUCCGCGCCAUCCGUCUAGUCAGGUGACAAGGUAUGGCUGUUGCGCUGGGGCGGUUAAGAAAAUUGUAACAGUUGCGGCGCUGCGAGAAUGUGGGCUAUCAUGAGGCGGGCAAGGAGUCAGGCCGGGAGGUUCGUAUGUAAUGUGGGUAGUCGGGAC
Molecule: messenger RNA, 1621 nt
Organism: Astrephomene gubernaculifera
Lineage: Eukaryota; Viridiplantae; Chlorophyta; Chlorophyceae; Chlamydomonadales; Astrephomenaceae
Source: the annotation of a GenBank genome assembly